UUCCUUGUUCGUCUUGUUGCUAAGAUACCAGACCUCGUCUGUAGAGCAUGCUUGCUAGUUAAACUAGCUAGCUAGCUAGUUUAGUUUAACUAGCUGGUGAGAUUGCUUCCUUUACGGCUUCCUUUGUCCGUCUUUGACGGACACCAGUCAUGACAUUAACCCCAAUUAAGGAUGGCGAGUAUACCGCCACGGUGUACAAAAUGAUCAAAGACGCACGUUAUGGAGACGCCAUACACAUCCUAAGCACUGAACUUCAGAAGCAGAUGAAAUCCAGGGCGGCCCUGUCUCUCCUGGGCUAUUGCUAUUAUCACGUUCAGGAUUUUAGCAAUGCUGCUGAGUGUUAUGAGCAGCUAACUCAGCUGCACCCUGAGGUGGAGGACUACAAGCUGUACUAUGCUCAGUCGCUCUACGGAGCAUGUGCCUUCCAGGAUGCAAUGAAAGCCACGUUUCUCCUGGACAGCCCUGCAAGUCAUUCCAAGAUGAUUAAACUUCAAGCGGCUAUCAAAUACGGAGAAGAAGAUUUUCCUGCUGCAAUGGCCCUGGUGGAGCAGUUGCCUGCAGAUGAUCUGGACACUGAGGUGGAUCACGGCUGCCUUCUCUACAAGACAGGAGAGUAUGAGAAGGCCUGCGCAAAGUUUACAGCCGCUAUGCAAGUGCUGGGCUAUCAGCCAGAUCUGGCGUACAACAUCGCCCUCUGUCACUACAGCCUCAAGCAGUACGCCGCCGCUCUCAAAUACAUCGGGGAAAUAAUCGAGCGUGGAAUGAGGGAGCACCCAGAGCUUGGAGUUGGCAUGACGACAGAAGGCAUCGAAGUGAAAAGUGUGGGUAACACCCUUGUGCUGCACGAAACAGCACUGAUUGAGGCAUUUAAUUUGAAGGCUGCCAUCGAAUACCAGCUUAAGAAGUACGAUGCUGCUCAGGAGGCUCUGACUGAUAUGCCACCAAGAUCAGAGGAGGAACUGGACCCAGUCACCCUACACAACCAGGCCCUUAUGAACAUGGACACCAAGCCGUCGGAGGGCUUCGAGAAGUUGGCCUUCCUGCUACAGCAGAACCCUUUCCCUCCUGUCACGUUCGGCAACCUCAUCCUGCUCUACUGCAAAUUUGAGUACUUUGACCUUGCCGCUGAUGUAAUGGCUGAAAACGCUCACCUCACAUACAAGUUUCUUUCACCAUACUUGUAUGAGUUCCUGGAUGCAUUGCUGACAAGCCAGACAGCUCCAGAGGAGGCUUUUCGCAAGCUGGAUGAAAUGGCUGGGAGACUGACUGAGCAGUUACGCAAGGUUACCAAACAGGUACAAGACUCACGUCGUGCACGAGACGACGAAGGGCUAAAAAAGUCUGUUGAAGACUAUGAUCAACUGCUGGAGGAGUACAUUCCUGUGCUGAUGGUGCAGGCUAAGAUCUACUGGAACCGAGAGAAUUACAACAUGGUGGAAAAGAUCUUCCGCAAGUCAGUGGAGUUCUGCAAUGAGCAUGACAUGUGGAAGCUCAACGUUGCACAUGUGCUUUUCAUGCAAGAGAACAAAUACAAGGAGGCCAUUGGAUUCUAUGAGCCAAUUGUGAAGAAGCAUUACGACAACAUCCUCAACGUGAGCGCCAUUGUCCUGGCCAAUCUGUGCGUGUCCUACAUCAUGACCAGCCAAAACGAGGAGGCAGAGCAGCUGAUGAGGAAAAUAGAGAAAGAAGAGGAGCAGAUCUCCUACAACGACCCAGACAAGAAAGUGUUUCACCUGUGCAUCGUUAACCUUGUGAUUGGGACCUUGUAUUGUGCUAAAGGGAACUAUGACUUUGGCAUUUCCCGCGUGAUUAAAAGCCUGGAGCCUUACAAUAAAAAGCUCGGUACAGACACGUGGUUCUACAUCAAGAGAUGCUUCCUUUCCCUGCUGGAAAACAUGGCCAAGCACAUGAUCAUGCUGAGGGAUUCGGUGGUGCAGGACUGCGUCCAGUUCCUGGAACACUGCGAGUUGUACGGUAGGGACGUGCCCGCCGUCAUCGAACAGCCCCUGGAGGAGGAGCGCAUGCACAUCGGCAAGAACACGGUCACGUAUGAAGCCCGCAUGCUAAAGGCCCUCUUUUAUGAGGUCAUCGGAUGGAACGAAUAGCAUCAACAGCUAUUCUUCAAACCUUUAAAAUGUUAGUACUGAUACAAAAAAGGCAUUAUUCUGGUCACCUCUGAAUAUGACAAUUUUUCUGAUUGGCGUUCUUUAGAAUCCUAUAAUGCAGCUGGAACAUGUGUGACUGUCAUGCAAUCUGAUGUGAUGACUUGGAGCAAAGUUUUUAAGUAGUAUAAUGUUCUGCUAGUCAGAUAUGGUUAAAUAACUUGGUUAUUGGUUAUUAGCCAAAAUCCUGGAUAUUCCUAUUGCUUUCCAUGCAGCUUGGAGGGCAUCCUGUUACUGGAAUGCAUUCAUUCAUUCAUUCAUUAUUAAGAAUAGUAGUCAUUUAUUCAUUCAUUCAUAAGAAUGCUCUUUGGGACAUUAUGCACCCAGAGGCCUUUAUUAAUCCAAACACAAACCUAGUUUAACUGAGUACCAACCUUAUGUGAACUACAUUUAAGCAUUAAUUUUGUAAGUAUAAUUAUCAGUGAAAUGGUGAUAUUUUACCAAAAAUGUUGCUUCCAUUUAAUAUACUAUUUAAAAAUGUACAGGUUGUUUUUCUUUUUUUCUUCUAUGGAAUAAAUACAUAUUAAUGAA
Electrophorus electricus (electric eel) is the source of this 2693-nucleotide messenger RNA. RefSeq names its product intraflagellar transport 70 (gene ift70). Gene Ontology annotation, cellular component: intraciliary transport particle B; axonemal microtubule. Gene Ontology annotation, biological process: intraciliary transport. Gene Ontology annotation, molecular function: intraciliary transport particle B binding; protein binding. NCBI's taxonomy places the organism in Eukaryota, Metazoa, Chordata, Actinopteri, Gymnotiformes, Gymnotidae. The record is from RefSeq and is a predicted model, not a curated record.